AUGCUGGCGCUCAACAUUGUUUUGUACGCCCUCUUGGGUACUUCCUUGGCCUUCGCUAUUAUAGAGCUGGGUCUUUCGGCUUUCAUCACUUCUGCAUAUACCGGUACCCGUGAGGUUGCAACCUGGAACGCCUAUUCGGGGUAUUCGUACACAACAGUCGAUCUGAAGGCCCCGGCCAUUCUCGCAUUUCUGGUUUUCAGUGCCUGCUGGACUAUCCUAGUCACUGUCGCAGCCUUGGUUCUGCCAUGGCAUUUCUCCAAGAAAAGCUUUGUUAGUGCAAAGCUCAACACUAUUCUUGCCUCAUGUUUCGUUGGAGUUUACUUUGUCACUAUGGUCUUUUGGCUGGCUUGCUUCGCCGAUCUCGCCUCCCUGCUUGGUGGUGGAACCAGUGAUUCAUCGUACUUCAAUGCUGUCCUCGCGUUUGGUGUGCUCCUCUGGUAUGUUCCUCUAGUUGUUGUCGGCUACUCACCAUUACUGAUUCAUCUUUCCAAAUUUAGGUUACUCUUUGUCGCCCUUGUGGUCUUUACAACUCUUGCAAUGUGUGGUGUCAUGGCUUCUGACUGGGCUGGCUACCAGUCUUUGAGAAAAGAUAAGGCUGUUGAAGGGGGCCAGACAAGUGGGCAUCCCCCUGAUGUGCCGAUGAGUACGACCCCUGUGGUUCCAGAAAUUGCAGCUCGAGAUGCUGAGGGUCUACAUAAACAGCCGAGCAGCCAAUCGCAUAGUAUCUCUUCGCCAUCGGCCAUCCAAAGCGCCGAGCUCAGCGGCGAUAGCGUUCCCGAUCACCAUACAACCAGGGCAGCGCAGGUCAGUCCUGUUUGA
Penicillium nucicola is the source of this 819-nucleotide messenger RNA. RefSeq lists its product as uncharacterized. The coding region runs from base 1 to 819 and encodes 272 amino acids. The record is from RefSeq and is a predicted model, not a curated record. NCBI's taxonomy places the organism in Eukaryota, Fungi, Ascomycota, Eurotiomycetes, Eurotiales, Aspergillaceae. The transcript has a single exon.